AUGAGGCACCAGCCGAUUGCGAAGCUACCGGGGGCGUCCGCGCCUCUCUCGUCCUUGUUUGCGAGUUUUCCUCGACCACCCUCUGCACAGUCGCAGUCGACCUCAGCAAGCCGGUUCAAUUUUCACCUCCGUUCGCCGUCUUCUCUCCCCUGCCUCUCCUCUUCUCGUCGUCUCCUUUGUCUCUCUCUUCCUCAGCGUCUUCCUCUUCGUCUCCCCCGCUCUCCUCUCUCUUCUCUCUCGUCCGUCUCCUCUCUGUCUCGUAGUACUUCCUUUCUUUCUGCUUUCAGCGGGGGAUUCUCUGUUUCAAUCUCUUCCUUGAGUGCUCACGCAGGUUCUUCUCCUGUCUGUGCCUCCUCGCUAGACGUUGAGUUCUGUUUCGCAGGCAGGAGGCCUUUCAGUAGAAGAUCAGGGAAGACGGGAGAGGACUCUCAAGAUACCCCUGUCUCUGAUUCUCUUCCUUCUCCUCUCUCUUCUUCUUCUCUUUCUUCUUCUCUCCCGCCGCAGACAGCUCAAGAUGUGAUGGAGAGUCUGGCGCAGGCAGGUCGCUUUCCGAAGGCUUCGUCAACCGAGACCGAAUCCCUAGGAUCCAGUCGAGCGCGGCGUCUCCGAGGGGUGCUUCUUUUCCUUGCAUGCAUGUGCCUCCCAGUGGCCGCAGCAGCUGCGAUUUUCAAAGCUGCGGUUUCCUUCAGAACGCAGGAAGCAGCCGAGGCACUACGCGCGCUCAACGACGAGGACACUGUUCUUCGCGCGGCGAUGGACGUUGUCUCCGGAGGCUCUCUCUGCUUCUGUCUCCCCGUCGACAGCGACGGCGCGGUGCAGCAGACCGCGGUUCUCGAGCCGCAUUUGCCAGAGUCCAGGCUCCUCAAACUUCCAGACAAAGACGUCAUCGACGGCAUUCGAAACAACGCUUUAACAGAUCUCUUUGUGGGGAAACUCAGCGAAUUUUCCCUGCCUUUCAACUUUAUUCACUUCGGCGUCCCUCGGUCGGGCGCUCUGUACAAGACGCUCAUGGCGCAUCCGAAACAGGAAAAGAAUGCUUCACCGAAAACCCCCACACUCUCUCUGCUCUACGUUCAGCGAUCCAGCGGCUCCAGUGUUCUUCUCUCUGGCUUCGCCGUCGCCAUCUCUGCCCCGGAGUAUCGGAGACACUACUGGCGAAACGUCUGGUCGAUAGCCAUUCCUGAAGGAGAGAAGAGUCAGGAGUAUGUGCUGCUGAAGUUCGUUCCGGUGUCUCUACAGCUUCACCUUCCGGCUGCAUGCGGUUCUCCGCAAGCGGGACCCGAGGGUGCUGUCACACUUCGCCGUUUCGUCUCCGACUCAGAAGUUAAGUGGGUUUUCUCUUCUCCACCUCAGGCCUCUUAA
Messenger RNA from Toxoplasma gondii ME49, 1362 nucleotides. RefSeq lists its product as hypothetical. NCBI's taxonomy places the organism in Eukaryota, Apicomplexa, Conoidasida, Eucoccidiorida, Sarcocystidae. The record is from RefSeq and is a predicted model, not a curated record. Bases 1 to 1362 code for a protein of 453 amino acids. The transcript has 7 exons.